GAAAGUUAAAGGAGGAGGAUCGGAGUGGAGCAGUGUUUCUCUCCGUCUGUGACUUCAGUGUUUGUCUGUUACCGGCAGCGGCAGUUUUAAACUCCGUAUCAGCCCAGACAGCGUUCAUGUUUAAUAAGGAAUCCGUGAGGAGAAAAAAAACCCAGAAGAACAAGGACAAGAAGAACUUGUGUAAACAGUCCCAGUCGCUCCAGGUGUUGCUGAUUUCUGGCAGAUCCAGGUGAAGAUAGAGUUCACAGAGAAUCAGAGCCACAGGAGGGACAGGAGUCAUGUUUUAAACCACUAUGGGUCUCAUCACACAUCCCUGCCUUCUGUGUUGCCAAAUGAUGGUAUCAAGAGGACAGAUUUUCCUCUUGUUGACUGGGAGCUCCUUACUAAUUCCACUUUGAGCAUUUCUUCUCAGUCAGACAAACAUGAACAAUAGCUUUGUUUCAAACGACUCGUGUCACAACACCACCUGCACCGUGGAUCGGGAUGGCAAGCCAGCGCCGAGUAUCAUCAUGUUUUUGGGCGGUGUGGUGGGAAACCUCUUGGCUCUCUUCAUCCUCGGGGUUCACCGGAAGGAGCACCGGUCCAGGUCGUCUGUGUUCUGUGUCCUGGUGACCGGCCUGGCCCUCACUGACCUGCUGGGCACCUGCCUCCUCAGCCCGCCUGUGUUCAUCUGCUACGCCCGCAACUUGUCCAUGAUCGAUCUGGGCAAUGAAGAACUGUGCAACCUCUUUGGCUUUGCCAUGAGUUUCUUCGGCCUGGCGCCCACGCUCAUCCUGUGUGCCAUGGCUGUGGAACGCUGCCUGGCCAUCAGCCACCCUUACUUCUACUCUGUGCACAUCCGCCGCAGCUUUGCCAAAUUCACUCUUUUCUUCAUUUACUUAUUUUCUUUAGCUUUCUGCCUCCUGCCAUAUAGUGGUUAUGGCAAAUUCAGACAGUACUGCCCCGGGACUUGGUGCUUCAUUGACAUGGAUGCGACAGGAGACGACCAGGCCAGCUUGGUGCUGGCCUUCUCUCUGUCCUACUCUUCCCUCAUGGCACUGCUCAUCUUUGCAGUGUUUGUGUGCAACGGAUCAGUGAUUGUCAGCCUGUGCAGGAUGCACCGGAGCCAGAUGAUGCGACGUGGCUCCGUCGUGUCGACGGGGAGAAAGAGGAGAAUGAGUCUGGCCUGGUUCGGACAGGGCGAAGAGGAGAUGGAUCAUCUGGUGCUGCUGGCGCUCAUCACUGUCAUCUUUGUGGUCUGCUCUGUGCCGCUGACUAUUGCAGGCUUCAUCAACGCCAUUCAUCCGUUUUGCGGGGACACGGAGAACCUGACGGCUUUCCGCUUCUACGCCCUCAACCCCAUCGUGGAUCCCUGGGUCUUCAUCAUCUGCCGCAAGUCCGUGUUUCGCCACCUGUACUCUCUGCUGAGCUGCCGCUUCAGCAAAGGAGCCGUGAAGACGACGGCGGCGCACUGCGCUCUGUCUUUACCCCUUGACAAUGUCAUACAGCGCAACCCUCCAGAUGUGACUGUAAAUCCACAAAACAACAUGUACUCCAGUCUGCCACUAUGACCCAGAGUAACCUUUGUGCUGUGCUGGAUGAAGGGUUGGAAACUGAGAGACAAACCUGUGAUAUGAAUCCGACAUGUGAAUACACGAGUCCUGCACUCAUCAUUUUAAGGCACAAAGACAAACAAAGCACCUGCCCCGUGGAACUCUUCUAUACAUGGCCGUUGCAGUUCCCCUAUCAACAAACUUUGGAAAAAAUGAUUGCACUAGAUCUUAAUGUUCCACUGACUCAUGGAAGCUGUUUCCACGCUGCAAGAAAGGCUGCACCAUUAAACAAACAGCACUGUGACUUCAAACCAUAUCAUGUCCAUGGAUAAUAUACUGUACAAUUACGUUAUAUGCACUUGGGUUAUUCUAUAUGUAGAAAUAAUAUUCAUGAAUGUGUGCUAUCCUUUUUUCUCUCUAUCAGUCAGCAUUUUCUUUAGACACACUGUUAAUGCAUUCUCCACAUGAACGGUAUCUAAGGCACGAGAUGCAGCUCGACAUGAAGACGCACAGUUUAUUUUUUUGUCAUCGCUGGAAUUGAUGACAUGCUCACGCAGUGUGCUCACUGUGAUAAUGCUAGAGUGGUGAUGUUUAACAGCUACAGUAUUAACAAUGCUCCCCAUUGGCUACUUAGCACUAAACACAAAGUACAGCAGAGGUGGACGGGAAUGUACUUACUUUAACGAACAUGUGGUCAUGAACCGAGGUUGGAUGAAACAUUACGAUGGUGUUAAGUGAAAAGUCAAGGGGUCAGCAAAGUUGUUAGUGUUUAACCAAAUGGCACCAUAGAUCACGGCCACAUUUCACGGCAAUCCGAUCCAUCUGAUAGCUGUCAAAGCAUUUCAGUUGGCGUUAGAGUGCAGGACUUUAGCAUGUAAAUUAAGGCUAGCUGCUUUCAAAGGAGUUCACAUAAUCCUCAUUAACAAUAUAAGGGAAGUAUUUCUGUAUUUUGCAGUGUACUACAGUUUUAAAUCUGGUGUCUGAGCAACAAUCCCACAUUGGUGCACCGGUAUGGAUGCGUUUUAUGUCAACCAGCAAUGAUUGGUCAGAACUGAAGAGGGCUGCAACUGUAGCGACAGAGGUGGAGUAGGCUACGGCAGCUAGGAGUACGGUGCAGCGUACAGUGGGGGGGAAAAAAAACAACCAAUAACCAUCUAAAACAGUUUCUGAUGCUCGAUGUAAGAAAUCCUUUGAUGGUGAUGCAGAGACAUACUGCCAGAAGUGGGAGACAAAAGUUCCUCACUGCAGAUUUCAGACCAAAAAUGUCAACCACCAAGGACAAGGUCAGGAAAUCUGCAAGAGCCAGUUGGGUUCAUGUUCUGGAGAGCAUGAAUGUUUGUAGAGAAUUUCAUUGCCAUCUAGAGUGAAACCACUAUGACUCAAAAAGUAGUUUUCUAAAACACAAACCUUGAACUUAGACUAGUUUUCUCUCAGGGUUGCAGAUUGUGUGACACACAGUGCUGGUUAGUCUUUUAUAAAAAUCAGGCCAAAUAAGGCGUGUGUGCUCCCUGACAGACUUCAUAACCCUUUUACUCCCCACUGACAGCACAAAGCAGAGCUACAUGAAUGUGAAAAUGGAAUAUAUGCAUUGGUAGAUUAGAAUGUUGUCUAUAUGUUUUUUUGUGCUCAGUUAAAAAAAAAACAAAAAAUAAAAACAGGAACAACCUGUUGAAAAAUGAUCAAAGCAAAGUAAAAAAAGAAGUAGUAAUUUAGGUGAAUGUUAAAGGAGUAAUAGGAAGUUAAACCUGAUUUCUAAUCUUCUAUGAAGAAACCAGAUCAGUUUGGUCUGAUAUUUGCAUUAAAAGGCGACUUUGUUUUUAAAUUAGGCUUUUUUGCUGUAGCAGUGCAGCCUGUACAGUCAUUGCAUUGCAUGAACGUUGGUUUUCCACCUCAUCUCUUUGUUCUCACAGAUUUCUAGGACUACCUACUAUGAUUGUGAAUGUUCUUUUAAGAGCCUCUUGCUUUGAAAAAUCUCUUUUGCUGCUACAUGCACUGUGAGACUUACUCUUUUGUUGUUGUGAUUGUAAAUGCAUUUAAAUGUAGCCUAUAUGUAUGCCAUUUCACUGUGCUGUAAUGUUGUGAAUUCUUGUGUUGGUAUGGUUUGUGCAACAGAUUGCAAAAUUUAGGGGUAAAAGAUGUGGUGAUGAUGAGUUCAUCUUAUUGGCUGUGAUGCACAUUCACCACUUGCUUAUGCUCGGUCAUGCAUGACUCGACGUAAGUCGAACACGUUACCACCUGCACAUUUUGUUCUUUGUGAGGAUGAGCUGUACGUCCAUUAAAAUGAAUGAAAGAAUACAUUUUUAGAUUUUUAAAAAAGUAUUCAUUCUAUGGUACACAUUUUGUUCAUGUGAAAUAAAAUAUUAACAAAAGAAA
This is a messenger RNA of Stegastes partitus (bicolor damselfish), 3905 nucleotides long. It is a transcript of the gene ptgir, whose product is annotated as prostaglandin I2 receptor. The coding region runs from base 423 to 1550 and encodes 375 amino acids. Gene Ontology annotation, molecular function: prostacyclin receptor activity; thromboxane receptor activity. Gene Ontology annotation, cellular component: plasma membrane. Gene Ontology annotation, biological process: inflammatory response; positive regulation of cytosolic calcium ion concentration; negative regulation of smooth muscle cell proliferation. The record is from RefSeq and is a predicted model, not a curated record. Lineage: Eukaryota; Metazoa; Chordata; Actinopteri; Pomacentridae. The transcript is spliced from 3 exons.